Gongylonema pulchrum is the source of this 240-nucleotide messenger RNA. The record is from the annotation of a GenBank genome assembly. Lineage: Eukaryota; Metazoa; Nematoda; Chromadorea; Rhabditida; Gongylonematidae.
AUGAUCGCCGAUCGUUCAUCGCUACCACAUGAUACAAUUUUGCGCAAAAAAUCCUGUCAGCUGACUGAAACGUCAUGCCUUUUACCCCAGGAAUCUGCUCCGCUGCGCCGGCUUUUUCGCCUGCAGGCCGAAUCUGGCACCAUUUCGAAUCAAGCAGCUUUUAACUUAUCAAUCACGUUACCACUCGCACUUCGGACUUUUCUAUUACUAGGUGUCAUGACUGGUCUUGAGCAGUACUAA